AGUGAGACAGGGACUACAGGAGGCUUUUGAGCACAUCCGGCUGCUGCGUGAAGAGCAGACUGUGGGGCCUCGGCUGGAGGCAGGCUAUCGGCCCAAAUCCAGAGGUUCAGAGAAGUGAAGUGACUUGCCCAGCUAUGAGAGAGCGCGCCAGGAUCUGAAACCAGGUCUCCUGGCCAGAGGCAGCCACGUGGAGGAGUUCGUGGUGUGUCCUUACAGGGAGUUCAGGUACAGAUAAGCAUAUGAGGACGCUGAGGCCCAGAGAGGGGAAGUGACUUGUCUAGGGUCACACAGCGGGGAGAGGUGGAGCAGGGUCUCUAGUCCAAGACCCCUGACUCCAUACCUGGUGUUCGUGCUGAGACCUCAGGCUGCUUCCCAGGUCCUCUGGGAUAGCCCCUGUCUUCCACCAGCAGGACCAUGGGCAGCAACAAGAGCAAGCCCAAGGAUGCCAGCCAGCGGCGCCGCAGCCUGGAGCCUGCCGAGAACACCCACAGCGGUGGCGGGGGUGCCUUCCCCACCUCACAGACCCCCAGCAAGCCGGCCUCCGCUGAUGGCCACCGCGGCCCCAACACGGCCUUUGUGCCUGCGGCCGCCGAGCCCAAGCUGUUUGGAGGCUUCAACUCCUCGGACACAGUCACCUCCCCGCAGAGGGCGGGGCCCCUGGCUGGUGGUGUGACCACCUUUGUGGCCCUCUAUGACUACGAGUCACGGACAGAGACUGACCUGUCUUUCAAGAAAGGGGAGCGGCUCCAGAUAGUCAACAACACGAGGAAGGUGGAUGUCAGCCAGACCUGGUUCACAUUCAGAUGGCUGCAAAGAGAGGGAGACUGGUGGUUGGCUCACUCGCUCAGCACAGGACAGACGGGCUACAUCCCCAGCAACUAUGUGGCGCCCUCUGACUCCAUCCAGGCCGAGGAGUGGUAUUUUGGCAAGAUCACCAGACGGGAGUCAGAGCGGUUACUGCUCAAUGCGGAGAACCCCAGAGGGACCUUCCUAGUGCGAGAAAGCGAGACCACAAAAGGCGCCUACUGCCUCUCAGUGUCCGACUUCGACAACGCCAAGGGCCUCAACGUGAAGCACUACAAAAUCCGCAAGCUGGACAGCGGCGGCUUCUACAUCACCUCCCGCACCCAGUUCAGCAGCCUGCAGCAGCUCGUGGCCUACUACUCCAAACACGCUGACGGCCUGUGUCACCGCCUCACCACCGUGUGCCCCACAUCCAAGCCACAGACUCAGGGCCUGGCCAAGGAUGCCUGGGAGAUCCCCCGGGAGUCGCUGCGGCUGGAGGUCAAGCUGGGCCAGGGCUGCUUCGGAGAGGUGUGGAUGGGGACCUGGAACGGCACCACGAGGGUGGCCAUCAAAACCCUGAAGCCCGGCACAAUGUCUCCGGAGGCCUUCCUGCAGGAGGCCCAGGUCAUGAAGAAACUGAGGCACGAGAAACUGGUGCAGCUGUACGCGGUGGUGUCCGAGGAACCCAUCUACAUCGUCACGGAGUACAUGAACAAGGGGAGUUUGCUGGACUUUCUCAAGGGAGAGACAGGCAAGUACCUGCGGCUGCCCCAGCUGGUGGACAUGGCUGCUCAGAUUGCCUCGGGCAUGGCGUAUGUGGAGCGGAUGAACUAUGUGCACCGAGACCUCCGUGCUGCCAACAUCCUGGUUGGAGAAAACCUGGUGUGCAAGGUGGCUGACUUCGGGCUGGCCCGGCUCAUCGAAGACAACGAAUACACGGCCCGGCAAGGUGCCAAAUUCCCCAUCAAGUGGACGGCUCCAGAAGCCGCGCUCUACGGCCGGUUCACCAUCAAGUCCGAUGUGUGGUCCUUUGGGAUCCUGCUGACGGAGCUCACAACUAAGGGACGGGUGCCCUACCCUGGGAUGGUGAACCGCGAGGUGCUGGACCAGGUGGAGCGGGGCUACCGGAUGCCCUGCCCACCUGAGUGUCCCGAGUCUCUGCAUGACCUCAUGUGCCAGUGCUGGCGGAAGGACCCGGAGGAACGGCCCACCUUCGAGUACCUGCAGGCCUUCCUGGAGGACUACUUCACAUCCACUGAGCCCCAGUACCAGCCCGGAGAGAACCUAUAGGGCGCAGGCUACGGGCCGGACUGCCUUCUUGGCUUGGAUCCUGGGUUGGGUGGCCCCUAAUGUGGGGUCUGGCCUCUCUCUGCCUGCCCACCGUUGAGCCCCUCUGUGGGGCUGAAUUGCCAGUGAUGAGGCCCCUCCCUCUUCUGUGGCAGGGCCUGCGGCCUGAGACAGCCCUGGGGCCAGGGUCCAAGGCUGUGCAGUGACCGUGUCCUGGCUCCAUCCCAGCCACAUGCCUCCUCCCUGUUUUCCCUCCCAGAGCCCUGUGUUUCUCAGCAGGAGGAACUGGGAAGAAGGGCUGGGGCUGAGGACGCCCUUUCCUUAGCCUCGGCCUACUCCACGCACUGGCUCCUUCCCACUUCCAUGCCACCCCAGGUCUGUCUACGGAGCUGGCCGAAGAGCCUUUCCAAAGAGGAGUGAUGGGCCCGGGCCCUUGGCCUGCCUGCCACCCUGCCCUUUGCCGUCCAUUUCUGAAACACCUGUUGGUGGAGGCCGCUGGGUCCAGACCCCUCUGCGUGGCUCUCGGGCUGCCUAGCUUGACUUGAUGGUGGGUGGGGUGGACAUCUCCCCUUAAGCCCUGCCCUUCUUAGACCUGAGGGAUCCUUAGAGAUCAUCAAUUCCUUGUCCCCAUAUUACCCAUGGGGAAACCCGAGUCCAGAAAGGGGGUGUGACUUGCCCAAGGGCACAGAGCAGUUCAGGGAUGAGGUGGGAUUGGAACCUGGUGCUCCCUCUGUCUUCCUCAGGAACCAACAAGAUUGUCCUUGGAGGCAUUGUGGACAGACUGGGGCAGCCCAGGCGACAAGGGGCCUGAGGAUGGGUUAGGGAUAGCAGAGAGAAUCGUGCUGCCACUGCUCACUCAGGAGGGCAGUUCAGGAGGAGAGAAGUAGGAGGCAGAUUUCAAUCAGAAUGUGGGUGGUUUUUGAUCUUUGGAGCUAGCUGGCCGUGAAAGGGAGUGAGCUCCCAGGCUCUGGAGGCAAUCAAGCAGAAGUAGAAGAUCUAAGUGGUUGGGAGGCCCUGGCCUCAGGAAAGAACCCCAGGUCCUACUUCCCCCAGUUUGUCCUGUGUCAUUUCAACCCCUGGCCCCUGCUGUUCUCCCCAAGUUGGCACCCCUUAACUCAUGAGGAGGGAGAGGAGUGCCGAGGUUGUGGUGAGAGAGGACAAGGGUGUCUUUUGCCACGCACUAGGACUGGCUGUGUGCCCGUGGGCAGCCCCUGCUUCCUCUCUGGGCUGCAAGUCUGCCUCAAUACGUGGCCAGGGCCUCUGCAACUGCCCCACUCCUGACCAGACCCUGUGGCCGGCAUCACGUGGUGAGUCCAGCUGAUGGCAUCAGGAGACUGGCCCUAGUUCUGCUGUUCAGCCUUGAGAUAGUGGUGACUUCUCCCUGGGCCUCAGUGUGCCCUUCUUAAAAGGGACAGCUGACAGUCUGUAGGCAUCUUAAGGGCCCCUGUGUGUGUGUAUGUGUGUGUGUGCGUGUACACGUGUGUAUCCCUCCAUGUGCGUCCAUAUUUAACAUGUAAAAAUGCCCCUUGCUUUGUCCCCCAGACAUGUACAUUUCACCCACAGUCCCCCAUCAUAGCAAUAACAUUCCCGCUGCCAGGGGUUCUCGAGCCAGCCAGGCCCUGCCAGCGGGGAAGGAGGCCAAGUGGUGCCUGCCUAUGAAAUUUCAACUUUUCUUUUCAUACAUGUUUAUUACCCAAGUCUCCUCCCGUCCGUCCCAGUCAAAUCUGGGCUCACUUACCCCAGUGUGCUCUCAAAUCCCCUUCCGACUGCCCAACGCCCUUUGUAUAAGGUGUCCUAAUACUGUCUUUUUUUUUUUUAAACAAGCAAACAGUGUUUUGUAGAUUUCAGAUGACUAUGCAGAGGCCUAGGGGACCCCUGGCUCUGGGCAGGGCCUGGGGUCCCACAUUCCACGGCCCCGGCCUGCGGGGGUAGGGAGGGGGGAUUUGGAAUCCGUUGUAAAUACUUUGCAUAUUGUCUGAUUAAACACAAACAGACCUCAGA
This is a messenger RNA of Vicugna pacos (alpaca), 4074 nucleotides long. Lineage: Eukaryota; Metazoa; Chordata; Mammalia; Artiodactyla; Camelidae. The record is from RefSeq and is a predicted model, not a curated record.